GGCGAGUGGAAAUGGCCCCGGGUCCAGCGGUAUUUACAGCAGGUCAAGCACUUCCAAGAGCUGCUGUUAGUCCUCAUCCAUCUAACCAACCAGCCUCUUCGAGGGCCGGAAAUCACCGGGCUGCGGCUCGUCAACGGCAUCAAUCGGGACUGCAGCGUAUUUAUCAUCGACGGCGAGGUCGUCUUAGUCAGCCAGUAUCACAAAUCCCUUGCCCACUUCGACAGCCCUAAGGUUAUCCCUCGGAUGCUGCCGGGCCGGGUUGGGCAGCUUCUGGUGAUGUAUAUACUUUACAUCCAGCCCUUUACAAACCGGCUC
Ilyonectria robusta is the source of this 315-nucleotide messenger RNA. RefSeq lists its product as uncharacterized. NCBI's taxonomy places the organism in Eukaryota, Fungi, Ascomycota, Sordariomycetes, Hypocreales, Nectriaceae. The record is from RefSeq and is a predicted model, not a curated record. The transcript has a single exon. The annotation marks the transcript as partial.